UAUUUCAUCAUGGCAGCCUCCAUGAGGUCGUGUGUCCUUCAGAGAAUACAAAAUAUUGGUCGAUUCGCCCGUUCGAGUCGUUAUUUGAAGAACACAAAGCAAUUUUCAGUUAUUCACAUAGGCAAAAAUACAAUUCCUAUUUAUGAAGUAAAGCAUUCCCAUCUUCAAGCAAGAUCCUUAUUUACAACAAACCAAUGUUACAAUACAGAGGACACACAAGAAGCAGAGGUAGAGGAGGAUUAUCAUUCUAUUAUUAAAGAUACAGAAAGAUCUAAAGGACCAUCAGAUAAACAUGAAUUUCAAGCAGAGACAAGGAAGUUAUUGGACAUUGUUGCCCGAUCUCUUUACUCUGAAAAAGAGGUGUUCAUCAGAGAAUUAAUAUCUAAUGCCAGUGAUGCUUUAGAGAAGUUACGAUACAUACAGGUGACAAAACAAGAAGCCAUUACAGACGAUCUAUCUUUAGAGAUUCAUAUCGCUACUGAUGAGGAAAAGAAAACGUUAACUAUACAGGAUACUGGAGUUGGUAUGACCAAAGAAGAAAUAAUUGAAAACUUAGGUACAAUAGCAAGGUCUGGUUCUAAGGCCUUUCUGGAGAAUGUUGACCAAGGUAGCAGUGAUGUUGCAAGUAAUAUCAUUGGUCAGUUUGGUGUAGGAUUUUAUUCCUCGUUCAUGGUUGCUUCAAAAGUGGAAGUGUUUUCUAAAACUUAUCACCCAGACUCACCUGCUUAUAAAUGGUCAUCAGAUGGAACAGGAUCCUAUGAACUUUCAGAAGCUGAGUCUGUUGACAGAGGAACAAAAAUUGUACUACAUCUGAAGGGAGACUGCUAUGAUUUUGCUAAAGAAAACAUUGUUAAUGAUGUUAUUAAGAAAUACAGUAAUUUUCUUGGUGUACCGAUUUUUCUUAAUGGACGCAGAGCAAAUAUAAUUCAGGCUCUAUGGAUGAUGGAUCAGAAAGACAUUACAGAAGAUAUGCACCAUGAAUUCUACAGAUUUACCACUAAUUUAUAUGACUCACCUAAAUACCACUUACAAUAUAAAAUAGAUGCUCCACUUAACAUUAGAGCAUUGUUUUAUGUACCUGACCAUAAACCUACUUUUGAUUUGAGUCGGGAAUCCGAUGUUGGGAUUUCAUUAUACAGUCGUAAAAUUAUGAUCAUGUCCAAGGCUAACAACGUUUUGCCAAGGUGGCUGAGAUUUGUUAAAGGUGUGGUAGAUAGUGAAGAUAUUCCAUUGAACUUGAGUAGAGAAUUGCUGCAGGACAGCGCUCUUAUCAGGAAACUAAGGACAGUUUUAACGACCAGGCUAUUAAAGUUUUUCCAGGACCAAUCAAAGAAGGAUCCUGAAAAAUAUAUGAAGUUUUAUGAAGAUUAUGGUCUAUUCUUCAGAGAGGGUAUAAUUACCACCCAUGAACAGGAACAGAAGGAAGAUGUAGCAAAGUUGCUGAGAUUUGAGUCCUCUAAGUUACUUCCUGGUGAAGUAGUUAGUUUGGCUGAAUAUGCAACUAGAAUGAAGGCUGGUGCCAGAAAUAUAUACUACCUGUCUGCUCCAAGUCGACAGCUGGCAGAGACUUCUCCAUAUUUUGAAGCUCUACAGAAAAAAGACAUUGAAGUGUUGUUUUGUUAUGAACCUUAUGAUGAACUUGUAUUAAUGCAACUUGGCCAGUUUGAUAAAAAGUAUUUAAAAUCAAUAGAGAAUGAAAUUCAGGAAUCAAAGGAGGAUACAGACACUGUUGAUGAAAAAGAUCCUCAAAGUCUGAGUCAAACAAACGCUGAUGAACUUAUGUCAUGGUUAGGAGUCAUUCUCACGAACAAAGUACAGAAAAUCAAGGUAACAAAAAGAUUAUCCUCACAUCCUUGCAUUAUCACAGUGGCUGAGAUGGGAGCAGCAAGACAUUUUCUAAGAACAACACUGGCAGAUAAAUCACAAGAUGAACGAUACAGACUACUACAACCGACACUGGAAAUUAAUCCCAGUCAUAAAUUGAUCAGAAAACUGUUCUUACUUAAAGAGAGUGAUCCAGAUUUGGGGAGAUUACUGGCUGAGCAGUUAUAUGAGAAUGCAAUGAUCGGGGCAGGACUUUUGGAUGAUCCACGUGUAAUGGUUGGACGACUUACUGAACUUUUAGAAAGAGCUUUGGAUAAAGUUUAAUAUAGAUUUUAAUAUUGUUUGUCACUUUGCUAUGAAAAAUAAAUAGAGUAACUCAAA
Messenger RNA from Mytilus californianus (California mussel), 2205 nucleotides. Its product is annotated as heat shock protein 75 kDa, mitochondrial-like. The coding region runs from base 10 to 2148 and encodes 712 amino acids. Gene Ontology annotation, molecular function: ATP binding; protein kinase binding; ATP hydrolysis activity. The transcript has 17 exons. NCBI's taxonomy places the organism in Eukaryota, Metazoa, Mollusca, Bivalvia, Mytilida, Mytilidae. Gene Ontology annotation, cellular component: mitochondrial inner membrane. Gene Ontology annotation, biological process: protein folding. The record is from RefSeq and is a predicted model, not a curated record.